Messenger RNA from Daktulosphaira vitifoliae (grape phylloxera), 3016 nucleotides. RefSeq names its product polycomb protein Asx (gene Asx). The coding region runs from base 601 to 2913 and encodes 770 amino acids. Gene Ontology annotation, cellular component: PR-DUB complex. The record is from RefSeq and is a predicted model, not a curated record. NCBI's taxonomy places the organism in Eukaryota, Metazoa, Arthropoda, Insecta, Hemiptera, Phylloxeridae. Gene Ontology annotation, molecular function: DNA binding; chromatin binding. The transcript is spliced from 11 exons. Gene Ontology annotation, biological process: animal organ morphogenesis; positive regulation of transcription by RNA polymerase II.
UCUUUGCACCGUUUUGUUAUUCAUUGUCGUUUAUAAAUUAACGUUUAGUAGAUGCGUAACGUUACGUUACGGCCUAUUCACUAAAUUGAUCAGAUGAUUUACACAACUGCUUUGCAGCUGCAGCAUCAGCUAACAGUUUUACUAACAUUACAAACACCAUUACUGAUAACUAGUAACAACACUUUUGAUGUUUUUGUAUGUAUAGGCAAUAUUAUUUAACGCGGAUACUUACGAAUAAAAUAUUUAAUGUGUAUAAAUAAGUGCGUGGGAAGAUCACAAUUGUUAUUCAUUUCAUAAUUAAUUAUUUCCAACCAUUUAAUAUUUGAUAUCGCCGUUAAAGCGUAGAGUCUUUGUCUUUUGUCUAUGUGUGUAUGUACAAGGACAAUUAAAGCUGUAAAAUGUUUACUCACACAUCGCAUUUCUGAUAAAAACGGUUAAUUUGUGUUUUAUUUGCGAUCAAAAGAUAAGUUAAAUUCAAGUCACUAAAGUGUAACAAAAUUUUGUGAUCAUGAUUAAUCAUUCAAUAACUGUUGGUGAUAGGAAUGCAGCUCUUUCUCUACGAUACUAUUAUUGAUUGUAGUUAAUUAUGUAUUAAUCAAAAUGAACGAUAAGAAAAAAAACCAACUUGCUAUUGGUGUUCCUAACACAAUAUUAACUCCAGUCAAAAUUCAAAAAGUCAAAGAAAGUGGUGAUAGUAAGCAAAAAAAUGAUAUUGAAAGUGUUUGGAGUAUUUCGAAAGUAACAAGAGGUGCAAUUAAAAAUUCAAAUUCCAAAAUAGUUAUGAAACAUGCAUUACGACAACAAGCUAAACGAAGACGUAAAAAUACAACUAUUGCUGCAGGGAAUGUAGCUCCUCUUCCUAGAAUUAUUCUGCCAUCUAAUCAAAUAAAUGAAGAAGGAGAAUCUCGAGUGCCUACUAUGUUAGAAGUAUUAUCUUCUAUUCCCGGUUUUAGUUUAGUAAAACCUAGAAAACGUCCUGGAUCUAAAAGAUUAUCAGCUGCUGCUCAGUUACAACAAGCUAAAGUUGAAGGAUGUGUUGAUUUAGAAACACCUGAUUCUGUUCUUGCACAAAUAAAUUUAAGGUCUCUUCUUAAUAAACAAACAUUUUCAAUGCUUCCACGCUUAUAUCAGCACAAGCUUGUUCAAUUGUUACCUCAAGUUGAUCGUGAGAAUGUAACUGAAACUCAAUCUGAUUAUAGGCCUAUUUUAAAUCCAUCCGUUUUGAACAAUGAGUUUUUUGCUCAAGCUUGUCUUGAAUGGACUGAAAGACUUGCGGAAGGUGAAUUUACUCCAGAAAAUCAACAAAAAAUGAAAAUGGAUAUUGAUCGAGAAAAAAGCAAAUUAGACCCAUGGAAGCUGAAACAUUUUGAGCCAAUCUGGGGUGAUAAUAGUAAGUGUUCAAGUUUAAAUAUUUCUGCUUCAAAUUGGAGUAAAUCAAAACAAAGUUAUGUGGAAACUGCUAGUACCACAUCUUUGCAACCACUUAACAGUACUAAAAUAAAUGUUGAAUCAAGUAUGCAAUCAGAUGAAAAUGAAAAUGUUCAGACUGAAGAAAUUUGGGAUACAGUUGAUUCUUCAUCGGUCACCAUUGCUGAACAACUUAUGGAAGAAGUUAUUUUAGACAAUACUGACGGUAUUGAUGAAAUACAAAUGUCACCUGGUAUAAUAGAGAUAACAGAAGAGGAAAAUAUUGAUAAUGUACUAUUAGAUGACAAGUGUUCAAUUGAAAACUGGCCAUUAAGUGAAAUUAAUACUGAAUUAGAAACACUUAUCCCUGAUUUUAAUACUGUUUCUACAACCAAGGAAAGAGUUACAGAUAAUAAUCAAGUUCAAAUAGAAUUAGAAGUUACUCUUACCCCAGAAGUUAAUGAUACAGAUCCAACUUCUUCAACAAAAACUAAUAAAGAAAGAAGUCUAACUAACCCACCUAUACUUUCUGAUGAAAAUACACAAUCUUCAUCGUCUAGUACACCAAUUACGAUCAAACCUGUACAAGUUGUUUCGUCUCAAAACUCUUCUUUACCAGUAACUUCAAUUUUUUCAACAUCUUUAAUUUCUGUACCAAAAUCUCAUUCAGAUUCAAAUUUACCCAAGGAAGUAUUGUUUGUGAACUCUGUUUCAAAUGCAAUAACUCCUAUAACUACUAACACCACUACUACUAUUACAACUAGUGCUGCGAUUAUAGCUACUACUGCUGAGAAUAAAACAAAUCAAUGUGUUUCUUCAAUUAAAUCACAAGCACAGAUAAAUUCAAAUAAUAAUACUGCAAAUAGAUCUAAUAGAGCUUUUACAUCAAAACAACCUCCUGGUGCCAUUAACCUUGAAAGAAGUUACCAAAUUUGUCAAGCGGUUAUUCAAAAUAGUCCUAAUCGUAAUCAUUUGAGAUGUCAACUAAAACCACCACCAUCAGUACUAGUAGGAAAACAAACAUUUGUUCGGACUGGAGCUACAAAAACUAUACGUAAUAUAAAUAUUAGUAAUGUUUCUCAACCAAUGGUUGUUAAACAUGUAUUUUCAUCAUCUAGAGGGAUUCCAGUCACCAUGUCAGUGUUGCCUACUUAUACAGCUGAUCAACAAAAACACCAACCUCAUACUCGUCAUCACCAACAAAAACAACAGCGACAUCUUACUGAAACCCAAAUAGGACAAUAUGUUUUAGUACAAAGAUCAGGUGGAAUAACUGGUAUAAGACGAUCUUCUAGUGCUCCUCCAACUAACAAUAAAAUACCAUCCUUAAUAAACGGUGGUAGACCUGCUAGUGUAGGUAUACAAGUAUCAACUUAUCCACAUUCACAGCAAAGUGAUUGCUCUUGCAGUUUAAAUGCUAUGGUGGUUUGUAAAAAGUGUGGCGCAUUCUGUCAUGAUGAUUGUAUAGGGCCAUCAAAUGUUUGUGUUACAUGUCUUAUUCGAUAGAAUAAUAUGCUUAAGUAUAAAUAUUAGGUCAAUAAGUCAGUUAAAUUUGUGUUUAAUAUAAUAUUUGGAUAACAAACUAGAGUUUAUUUUUUUUUAUUAGCAA